Colletotrichum graminicola M1.001 is the source of this 1134-nucleotide messenger RNA. RefSeq names its product beta-eliminating lyase. The record is from RefSeq and is a predicted model, not a curated record. Gene Ontology annotation, cellular component: cytosol. Gene Ontology annotation, molecular function: L-allo-threonine aldolase activity. NCBI's taxonomy places the organism in Eukaryota, Fungi, Ascomycota, Sordariomycetes, Glomerellales, Glomerellaceae. Bases 1 to 1134 code for a protein of 377 amino acids. The transcript has 2 exons. Gene Ontology annotation, biological process: L-threonine catabolic process; glycine biosynthetic process.
AUGACCAGUAACGAGUCCAGCGCUAUGCUUUGGGGAUCUCCCAAGGCGACUGGUGCAGCGUUUGACUUUAGGAGCGAUGUGAUUACAACACCUUCUCGAGGUAUGCUGCUUGCCAUUGCCCGAACAACGCUCCAUGAUGAUGUCUACGGCGAGGAUUCGACAACAAGAGACUUUGAAGAGGAAAUGGCAAAGAUAUGCGGGCACGAGAGCGCGGCGUUUACCCUCUCGGGCACAAUGGCGAACCAGCUUGCCCUUCGCGCUCUCCUCCACCAACCGCCCCACGCCAUCCUCGCUGAUGCCAGCUCCCACAUCAUCCACUGGGAGGCAGGAGGAGUUGCACACUUGUCGGGGGCCAUGGUCCAGGGGAUCCGCCCUAGAAACGGGCUCUAUCUCACCCUUGACGAUGUCAAGAAGCACGCUGCUGUCACGGACGACGUCCACAAGUGUCCGACGCGAGUGAUUAGCAUAGAAAACACCUGCUCAGGGAUAAUAAUCCCUUUGAAGGAGCUGCAAAGAAUCAAGGAAUGGGCCUCGGCACAUGGUAUCGCCGUCCAUAUGGACGGGGCGCGACUGUGGGAGGUAGUCUCAGCCGGGGCCGGUAGCCUGGACGACUUUGGCAGAUGCUGUGACGUGUUGACGGUGGACUUCAGCAAGAACUUGGGCGCGCCGAUGGGUGCCAUGGUCCUCGGCACGUCUGGUCUGAUCAAGAGUCUGCGGCGGUUGCGCAAGAGCAUCGGAGGCGGCAUGAGGCAGGCAGGUGUCCUCGUUGCUGCAGCACGACAGGCCGUUGUCGAGAACUUUGGACUUGGGCCCCGAGACUCCCGAGCUGUGCUCGAUAUCAGUCGGACCAUGGCACAGGAAGUCGGAAGAAUGUGGGCGGUGAGAGGAGGGAUAGUGCUGAAGCCCAUCGAGACCAACAUGGUUUGGUUGGACCUAGGAGGGUGUGGUAUCGAGACAAGCGAAUGGAACGAAACAGGGAGACGGUAUAGCAUCAAGCUCGAUGGGAAAAGGGUCAUGUUGCAUCAUCAGAUCAGCGACUUGGCGAUAAAGCGUCUGGGUGCCGUAAUGGAUGAAGUGUUGAGCCGUGUUAGACAGACGGCAGUGUUGGGUGCCGCGCCGAAAGCUCGACUGUAG